UCAUUCUGUUGCACUUUUUUUUUCUCUCCCUUCUUCCUCCUUUUUUGUUCUUUACUUUAUAGAUUAAAAACUUCUCAGGUACUCCGAAGUAUUGAUGUCCUUACUCCUUGGAGGAAAUGAACGUUGGAUACGAGCUCUUAGCGUCAAUCUCGUUCUGUUUCAUAAAGGAACCUCAGAAUAACACGAAGAGCAGAAAGAAAAAGAAUUGGAGAAGCGGAGAAAGAAAUAACAUGGUAUUGCUUUAACAUGUAAAUUAGAUCUCCCAGAGUCCAGAUGGAAAGUAAAGGAAUUCUCCUGGCAGUUGCUUCCCUUCUUCACCUCAUGGAAUCAGAAUCCUGUUCCCCAGCCAAAGCUAUACAAAGGAAAGGGACGGGUUCCUUCUCCCUCCUAUUCCUCUGCAUUCUCCCUCGUCUCACACAGGUUGUCAUCUAGUUGCUGAAUUAGAGAACAUAAAUUCCGAAUUUCUUUCAACUUUCAAACAAACUUGAUAAGAAACUUUAUUGGUGAAAAGAGGACACAUGUCUUCACGUGGGAAGAAGGACACCACAUUGGUGGAUGCAUCUAGAGGUGCUGCUGUUUCUGAGAAACAAGUUUCAAAUUCUAAUGAGCUUCAACGCCAGAAGAGAAGGACCAAUUCACUUCAUUUGCCCCUGGAAACUCAUUGGGAGCUUUCCCAAGUAGAAAAGAAGAAGUUCUCUUUGUCACGGAUGAGUUUCAAGUCAAUCCAGGAAUCAUUAAUGGGAAUUAGUAGAAGCAAAAGAUACCGUAGCAUGUUUCAAGGUGUUCAUGACCCAAAAGAAGAACAUGUGGUGCAGUCUUUCAGGCAAUCACUUCUGUCAACCAGCCAACUUCCUGAGAAAUAUGAUGACUAUCAUACACUUUUACGUUUUCUACGAAUGAGAGGUUUCGACAUAUCGAAGGCAAAGGAUGCAUUUCUAAAUAUGCUAAAGUGGCGUGAAGAUUUUGCUGUAGAUACAAUUGCAAAGGAUUUCAAGUUUGACGAAUAUGAAGCAGUUAAAAAAUGCUAUCCACAUGGAUAUCAUGGAGUUGAUAGAUAUGGUAGACCAUUGUACAUUGAAAGAAUUGGGUCGGUGGACCUCAAUACCUUGUUACGUGUAACUACAGUUGACCGCUAUAUCAAAAAUCACAUUUCAGAACAAGAGAAAACAUUAAACUUAAGGUACGCUGCAUGCUCACUUGCAGCUAGGAAGUACAUAGCCUCAACAACGAGCAUUCUAGAUGUGAAAGGAGUGGGUACAAGUAACUUCUCAAAGCCUGCUAGAGAGCUUUUUACAGAAAUUCAAAAGAUUGAUAGCACUUACUACCCAGAGACUUUACAUCGACUAUAUAUUGUCAAUGCUGGAUCCGGGUUUAGAGUGCUGUGGAAAGCGAUAAGUGCUUUUCUGGAUGCGCGAACAAGGUUGAAGAUACAGGUGUUGGGAAACCAGUACCAGAGUAAGCUCUUGGAAGCUGUAGACCCAAGUAAUUUGCCAGACUUUUUGGGGGGAAGUUGCACAUGUUCUGAAUAUGGAGGAUGCCUGUUGAAAGAUAAGGGACCAUGGACUGACCCAGAAAUUAAUAACAUUCUGCAGGAAUAUUUCAGUAGAGGAGAGAAAUUUGCUGAUUAUGAAGAGUCAGACUCUAAGAUUGGUGUUGAUGGUUUCCAACAAGAGGUGCAAACAGGUGAUGUUGCUGAGCAGGUAGCACAGAAAAUUUUAGAACUUGAAGAUUGUCUUGUGGACACCAAGGAGCUCAUAGAAACACUUCUGUCUAAGCAGCAAAAGCUCACAGAUCAUAUAGAACAACUAAAGAAACUGACCUCGGUUUAAACAUGUCUCCCAGAUAAGAGCAAAUAAUGGUAAUACGAGGCUGGGUUUUCAUCACAACAUAAAGCCGAUGGCAAUACAUCAUUUAUUUCACCAUAUUCCUUUUCACGACGGCCAGUUCCUGUACCAACCAGCCCAAGCCGAG
This is a messenger RNA of Elaeis guineensis (African oil palm), 1971 nucleotides long. Its product is annotated as phosphatidylinositol/phosphatidylcholine transfer protein SFH11. Lineage: Eukaryota; Viridiplantae; Streptophyta; Magnoliopsida; Arecales; Arecaceae. The record is from RefSeq and is a predicted model, not a curated record.